Messenger RNA from Bombus huntii, 1745 nucleotides. RefSeq lists its product as uncharacterized. Bases 862 to 1440 code for a protein of 192 amino acids. The record is from RefSeq and is a predicted model, not a curated record. The transcript has 2 exons. Lineage: Eukaryota; Metazoa; Arthropoda; Insecta; Hymenoptera; Apidae.
GAUGCUCGUAAUUUUAAGUUCAGUUAAGCUAAGUGCUUUUAUAAAUAUAAUUUAAAAAAUGUAAUGUAGGCAGAAAAUUAUUUUACCUACUAAAUAUUAUAGAGUACUAUAUUUGGAUAUUUUAUAAUUUUUGUAUUUCGCAUGCAUUUUGUGCAUUGUGACAAAUUACUAUUUCUUAUAAAUGUACAAAAAUCCGCAGUGUAAUAGUGAUAACCUAAAAUAUAAUAAAGAAUGUACAUACACACUUAUAUACAUUAUUAUACAUUUUUUUUUAUUAGGAUGAAAAAUCGAUACUCUUGCAGAGAAUCAAGUGGCAUACUUUUCAAAUUUGAUCAGAUGUGAAUCGAAAUUUCAUUGCAGUAUACAAUGACUAGAUCGCUCAUGUUUAUGAAUUUUUGGGAAAUUUAAAAUCUCAAAAAUUUACAAAAUGUAUAUAAUACAUAAAAAUAUCUAAAGUAGAAUAGUUAUUUUAAUAUUUAAUAGAUGAAAUAAAUUUCUAUUUAGAUUCUAUUUCUUUAGUCAUGUUCAUAAAAAUGUAAUACUCUAUAAACAUCCGCAUCCUAAUAAUGACAAUUUACAAGUUAAUUCUAAAGACGGUGGAUAAAUAGGCCAAUUUCCAUUAAUUUUCAGGAUGUUUUGAAAUGGAUGCUGUGCCAAAUUGAUUUGAUAGGCCGCAGCCAUUCUUGUUUUCGGGACAUUGGCGGUUGGCAACGACGCUUCCAACGUAUUCCAAGGGAUGAAUCGAAUACUGCAGGUUUUUUUAUUAUUUAUCCACAGAGUGUUAAUUAACAUUUAAAAAGUAGUCGUUUCUAUGCGUUAGAAACCGUAAUUGACUGGCCAAGUAAUAACAGUUUAGAAAGCAUGCGGCCGGAUUCACGUAGCGUUUCGUUCACGUUUCACCGGGAAGUUCUGAAUGUCAAAAAUUCACCGGAGAUCACGAAAAAGCUGAGACGACGCCUCCAGGAUCGUUUCGAGAAGGAAAAGCCCGGAGAUUCCUGUAAGGAGAAAAUGUCAAAAGAUAAGCAAACAGGUGACCGUAGCUGGAACAAUUUAAGUCUUGGAAAUAUGUCAGCGGAUUCUAGACGUGCUCUGCGAAGCGGAGCCGAAAAGUUAUCAAAAACUAUAUCUUCUGUACGUACAACUUUUGGAACUAUUUCGCAGAAGUUUAAGAGUUCCACACGUAGACGUCAAAGAUUGGAGGAGCAACAAUCUCCAAAUAGCAUUUGUAAAAUGCAAACUCCCCAGACUCGUUCUCGCCAGCUCCUUGGUAGAACACCAACAAAGCUUUAUAGUCCUUUUGGCAUAGAAUCUCCAAGACAUGCGUGGAACAAAGAGAACAAUGAAACACCAGUGCAUACUCCUCCAGGAAUGAAUACACGAUAUAUCCAAUGUAGGCCAUUCCGUUUCACCAGAGCUAAAGGAUUCUCUAUGUUGAGAUAAAAUCUCUUUCUUUAGUUAUUCUUUUCUUAAAUGUUACUUGAAUGAUCUCUUUAAUUCCCAGCAAUGCAUUCAGGAUUGUGUGCCUUGUGCAACGUACAAUUGAAUUAUUUAUUCGAUUUUAAUUAAGCUAGUGAUCUACUUUGACAUAUUUGUAUCUCUCUAACAUGUUAUCUAUGAUAUCAAACUACUUUACAUGUACAUGUAAUGUAUAAUCUAUUUAUACUUUUUUAUACAUAUUUAUAUUGAUAAUUAUUAUUACUGCAAUAUCAAAUAAAGAAGAAGCAUAAGGAACUCUUUAAGUCAAA